AUAUAACCACCACUCGCCCGCCAUUUCUCUCCUCCCACACACCUACUUACUCUCUCUCUCUCUCUCUCUCUCUGAUUUUUCAGUUAUGCAUGCCUUGCACUUCACCACCACUACAUCACCACCCUCUCCCGCCCUUCUCCAAAAUGCCACCCAAACUUACACAGCCACAACAAAAAUCACAUGCAAAAUCCUCAUCAACCCAUCCAAAAAAACUCUAACCCAUAAAACCCAAAAACCACCAAGGCAACCCUUGCCACCCCCAAACACUAAACCAUUACCGCAAGUGAACCCAGCAAAACCAAAUAUUAACCUACCUCGCCUAAACCCUUUUCAAAAAUUAGCAGCCUCACUCCUAGACGCAGGAGAAACAUCACUAAUAGAGCCACUAGAAAAGAAGCAUGCUUUGCCCAAAAACAUCGACCCGGCUGUCCAAAUAUCCGGGAAUUUUGCGCCGGUUCAAGAGUGUCCGGUUCAUCACGGUCUCGAGGUUGUGGGACAAGUCCCUGAUUGCUUACGUGGUGUUUAUGUCCGAAACGGCGCGAACCCUAUGAUUCCACCGUCGGGCGGACACCACUUGUUUGAUGGGGACGGUAUGAUUCAUGCCCUCACUCUCGGCUCGUCAAAUCGAGCCAGCUACAGCUGUAGGUACACACGCACGAGCCGACUUGACCAAGAAGCCAUGCUAGGCAGGUCCAUUUUUCCCAAGCCGAUUGGGGAGCUUCAUGGUCACUCGGGUUUGGCUCGGCUUGGUUUGUUCAUGGCUCGAGCAGCUAUCGGCUUGGUAGACAGCUCACGUGGCACCGGCGUCGCUAAUGCCGGCUUGGUUUAUUUCAACGGACGAUUAUUAGCCAUGUCGGAAGAUGAUCUCCCGUACAGUGUUAAGAUCAAGGGCGACGGUGAUCUGGAAACAAUCGGAAGGUUCGAUUUUAACGGUGGAUUGGACCGACCCAUGAUUGCGCAUCCUAAGGUGGACCCCCAAACGGGUGAGCUCCACGCGCUCAGUUACGACGUGGUGAAGAAGCCGCACCUCAAGUACUUCAGGUUUAGCACGUGCGGGAAAAAAUCACGUGACGUGGACAUCACGCUAGACCAACCUACCAUGGUGCAUGACUUUGCGAUAACCCAAAAUUAUGUGGUGAUUCCGGAUCAGCAAGUGGUAUUUAAGUUAUCCAAAAUGAUUAAGGGCGGUUGGCCCGUGAUCUACGACCGGAGCAAGACGUCUCGGUUUGGAAUUUUACCAAAAGGGGACGUGGACGAAUCGAGCAUCUGCUGGAUUGACGUGCCAGAUUGUUUUUGCUUCCAUUUGUGCAAUUCAUGGGAAGAGAUUUCGGACGCAGGUGACCCGACUGUUGUUGUCAUUGGGUCAUGCAUGGACCCACCGGAUUCAAUAUUCAACGAGCAAGGGAAUAACCCAAUUCGUGCUGAGUUGACAGAGAUCCGGAUGAACUUGAGGACUCGUGAGUCAACCCGGCGGGUUCUCGUCCCGAGUUUGAAUUUGGAAGUAGGACAGGUGAACAAACAAGUGGUAGGACAAAAGAGCAAGCAUGUGUAUAUGGCUAUAGCUGAGCCGUGGCCCAAGUGUUCGGGUAUUGCUAAGGUGGAUUCGGAAACCGGUUCGGUGAGUAAGUAUAUGUAUGGGUCCGGUCGGUUUGGCGGAGAACCGCUGUACGUGCCCCGACAGAGAAAUGGUGGCAUGGCACACCACGGUGAAGACGAUGACGAAGGGUUUAUAAUGGGGUUUGUGAGGGAUGAAGUUGAGGAGAGUUCGGAGUUGGUGAUAUUGGAAGCUUCAAGCAUGAAACAAGUAGCGUUGGUGAGAUUGCCUGCUAGGGUUCCGUAUGGAUUCCAUGGUACAUUUGUUAGUGAACAAGAUUUGAAGCUGCAAGCUUAAAUUAAAGCUAUUUUUGUAUAUACUCGUUUGCCUAUAUAUAUAUUUAUGCUAAUUUUUUAAUCGACGAGACCUUAUGUAUUAAUGAACCCUAUUUCUAUU
Molecule: messenger RNA, 1990 nt
Organism: Malus domestica (apple)
Lineage: Eukaryota; Viridiplantae; Streptophyta; Magnoliopsida; Rosales; Rosaceae
Product: 9-cis-epoxycarotenoid dioxygenase NCED6, chloroplastic
Biological process (GO): carotene catabolic process
Cellular component (GO): chloroplast stroma
Molecular function (GO): carotenoid dioxygenase activity
Source: RefSeq, a predicted model, not a curated record